AUGGAGGCAGAUCGAGAUUAUAGUAGCCUUUCUUCCUAUCUUCCAAAUCUACUGCCCCAUGCCAACCCCGACAGGACGGCCACUGAUGGCUACAGCAUCGUCCAUUCACCGCCAUUCACCUUCCUGGUCGGUCCAAAUCACACCAAACUCACCAUCCAGGCUGGUCUCGCCCGUCAUGUCUCCCAGCCGCUUGACCAUCUUAUGAACAGCGGUGAAACCCGGGAGUCGAAACAUCACAUUGCCGUGCUUGAGGACGAGGAUGUCGAGACCUUUGUCGCCUUCUGCGAGUAUGCCUACACCGGGGAUUACCGCGUGCCUCCCCCAGGGUCGCGCGAGGAGGAUCGCGACGAUCAGCGCGUGAGUAAUCCUUUUCGCGGAGUGUUCUCCAAAGAUUCCCCGAUCAGUCCAGUGCGGACUAUUCCUCCGCGUGCCCCGACUCCCCCUAGAACGUCUUCAAGGGAGACCCAUGACCGUCCCGGCGAAGGCGUUUAUGCGGGUUCUGGCAAAGACGACGACGACUGGGAAUGUGCAAUCGCGCCUGAUGAAGAGCUUGCACACCCUGGACAGGAAUUGAGAUCAGAGUCUAGAAAGCCCAGUGAUCAACCGCCGAUGACCCCUGCCGUGGAUAAGAAGGAAGAGGAAGACGCUUGGGAUGCGGCGGACGACGAGGCAGCCAAAGGCAAGAAAGGCAAGAAAAAUAAGAAGAACAAUAAGAAGAAAAGGGGCGGUGCCUCUGAGGAGGCGACCCCUAAGCUGACACCUCCUUCCACGCCACCUCCUGAGAACUUGAACCCCGAGGAGGAGGGGAACCCAGCUGCGGAAGCCAACACGGUGACGGAACAAUGGGAACAAGACCAUGCCCCGGUAGAGGAAUCCGGUCCUGCGGAGUCGGCUCCGUACACGGAGACUUGGGAGCAGACGGCUGCCACUCCUUCAGCAGAAGCUGAACCCAGCGAUGCAGACAAGCUUGGUGCGAAGGACAGACUACAAGCACCCAAGGAGGAGAAGCAGCCGGGUUUCGAUCACAGUGGUAGGAGACUGACUGGGCCGAUGAUUGACACCUCCUUUGCCAAGCAGCAGUACUCCCGUCUGCAUGAAAAGGGAAGCAACUUAUGGGAUGAGUUCGCCGCCAUCGACUAUAUUGACCCCCGCUCCUGUCUCAGCACCAGGCCUCCUAGCGCCAUGUCCUCUCGCUCGCCACAUGAGCUGCCGUACUUGGUCUUCCAUGCCAAGCUCUACGUCUUUGCGACACGGUACCUGAUCCCGGCACUGGCUCAGCUCUGUCUCCGUAAGUUGCACCGGGACCUGCUGUAUCUCGGCUUCCCUGAGAGGGACCAGGUGGAUGAUGAUGACGAUCAUCAUGCUCUGGCCAGCAUCAAGGCUCGUAAAGUCCUUGACCUGCUACACUAUACGUACACCAAGACCACCCGUCUGGAGCCGAUCACUCCGACCUCUGCCACCCAACUGCGGGACAACGAGUUGCGGAAGCUGGUUGUGCAUUUCGCAGCGUGCAAGGUGCGGGACUUGGCCUCGUACUGUCCGCCAGUCGAAAGUGAUCUGGGCUCUCCCUCGAUCAGAUCCCAGAAGCCUUCCGCUCAGGGCUUGCGGGCAUUGCUCGAUAGUACGACGGAGCUUGCCUCUGAUCUCGUAUACCGGAUGAUGAUGUGA
This is a messenger RNA of Aspergillus aculeatus ATCC 16872, 1668 nucleotides long. RefSeq lists its product as uncharacterized. The coding region runs from base 1 to 1668 and encodes 555 amino acids. The record is from RefSeq and is a predicted model, not a curated record. NCBI's taxonomy places the organism in Eukaryota, Fungi, Ascomycota, Eurotiomycetes, Eurotiales, Aspergillaceae. The transcript has 2 exons.